Molecule: messenger RNA, 234 nt
Organism: Paramecium sonneborni
Lineage: Eukaryota; Ciliophora; Oligohymenophorea; Peniculida; Parameciidae
Source: the annotation of a GenBank genome assembly
AUGGGAAAUUGUUCAUCCAAAAAAGAUCCUAAGAAAAAAUCAACCCCUAUAAUAAAAUUAGAAGAAUUUAUAAAAAAUGUAGAUCAUAACAACAAUGCUCAUGAUUAAGCUUUGGUCAUUUUAUAUCAAAGUAGAAAUUAACGUCUAAAACAUUUAAAUGAACCUAUUUUAAGUGGUUUUGGCAAACAGUUUUCUAGAACGACAGAUUAAUCUCAACAAAGAAAUUCUACUUGA